Molecule: messenger RNA, 2138 nt
Organism: Varanus komodoensis (Komodo dragon)
Lineage: Eukaryota; Metazoa; Chordata; Lepidosauria; Squamata; Varanidae
Gene: ARHGDIA
Product: Rho GDP dissociation inhibitor alpha
Exons: 6
Coding region: 115-729 (204 amino acids)
Biological process (GO): Rho protein signal transduction
Cellular component (GO): cytoplasm; membrane; cytosol
Molecular function (GO): protein binding; Rho GDP-dissociation inhibitor activity
Source: RefSeq, a predicted model, not a curated record
GGGCGCGCGCUCGGGCGGGGUGGAUCUGGGCGGUGGCGGGCGGCGUUUGUCACCGGCGGCGGUAGCGGCAGCGGCAACAGCCACGCGAGGCAGACAUAAGUCACAGUUGCAGAGAUGGCCGAGCAAGAGCCCACCCCUGAACAGCUGGCCCAGAUUGCUGCGGAGAAUGAGGAGGAUGAACACUCGGUCAACUACAAGCCUCCUGCCCAAAAGAGCAUCCAGGAGAUCCAGGAGCUGGACAAGGAUGACGAGAGUCUGCGCAAGUACAAGGAGGCACUGCUGGGAAAUGUUGCCAUUGCUGCUGAUCCCACCACCCCAAAUGUGGUGGUAACAAAACUAACUCUGGUUUGUGCGACUGCUCCUGGCCCCUUGGAGUUGGACCUGACAGGUGACCUAGAGAGUUUCAAGAAGCAGUCAUUUGUGCUCAAGGAAGGUGUGGAGUACCGGAUAAAAAUCUCUUUUCUGGUGAACAGGGAGAUUGUUUCAGGGCUGAAAUACAUUCAACACACCUUCAGGAAAGGAGUAAAAAUUGAUAAGACUGACUACAUGGUCGGGAGCUACGGGCCACGUGCCGAGGAGUACGAGUUUCUGACCCCCAUGGAGGAGGCCCCCAAGGGUAUGCUGGCCCGAGGCAGUUACAAUAUCCGAUCCAGAUUUACAGAUGACGAUAAGACUGACCACCUUUCCUGGGAGUGGAACCUGAACAUCAAGAAAGAAUGGAAGGAUUAAGCCCCUUCCAUAGCCAAUUCCCAAGAGUUGCUCAGACAGUGGCUACAGUAGAAACCCCACCCUGUACCAAAGUGCUGGCAUUGGACACCCUUUCCUUCUUCCUUCCCAUUUUUAGCUCACCAAGAAGACCUUCUGGCUCCAUUGCCCCUCCAAUAUGCCCCUCCCCCCAAGAAUCAAUGAAAGAAAUUGACCAAACAUGCACUGUCUGUCCCAAGCACAGACACAGAAGUGCUUCCAGUCCUUACUCUGAAUGAGAGGCCUGCUAUUUGUGGUGCAUUCGCAUUAUUUCAGGCAGGUGACAAAGAGGGAGCGGCCCACCUUCCUGCCUGCCUCCAGAGAAGAGGGUUUGGAGGCAUUGCUGUCUCUGGCAAGGGGAAGAGUUGCUGAGAAAUCAUGGUUCCAUGCAGAGCUGGCAACUGCCUGCUGUCCCACUUGUUUCCAGGCCCACUUGUGUUCAUGGCCUACCCUUUCUCCUCUGAGGACAUGGGGUGGCUCUCCAUUUGUGGUGGUUUCCUGUAACCAUGAUGCCUUAAUGUGUGUAACAUACAUCCUGCAGGGUGGGAGGCCCCCAACCUUAUUAUCCGUUUUUUAUAUGCGUCCCUGCCCCAUCCACACGCACCCCUCCCUUCUCUGGAUCUGCAUCUUCUGGCCAGACAACCAUCCUGCCGAGGUUACUGCCUCCAAGGGCUCAGGCAGGAUUCAGGCUGCUAUCUUUGCAGGCCCCCCCAAGGCCAGAAAAAACACUUGCUUCCAGCUGGUGGGGGAGCCUGUGGGUGGGCAGGGAAGUUACUAGUGCCACUGUCACCUCCGUGUUAGUUCUUCGUAUCCAAACUGGCUGCAAAGCACUGAAGUCCCUGGGCAGCCUGUGGUUUUCAGGGCCAGAAGAUGAAUUGGCCUGGCUCAGCUGCUCCUCCUCACCCGAUCUGAACAAAAAGCUUGCUAUGGACAAAUAUUCAAGAGCGGAGAAUGCCUUAUGUAUCUCUUCGGCCUUUUCAAAUCAUGUGCCUGGCCUGUCAGUAUUUAUUAUUGCCUUGAUUAGAUUCUUUUCCUUCAUCAUGCCCAAACAGUCCAGCCACCCCAGCAAAGCCCUUCAGGCCUGGCUUUCAGAAGCAGGAGUGGCCUGAUUCCCUCUGCUUGCCAGGUGGGCACGUUCUAGCUCAGCAGCCCUGCUCCAUGGGCAAUUGGGAGUUCCAUCGCUGUGCUAGAACUGGGACCAAGUGUGUGUGUGUGUGUGGUUCUCCUUCGUAGCUAUGUCUACCCCAACUCCCCUUCUGCGCUCCUUCCCUUAAAGGAGAUUUUUGUUAAAUUGAUUUGAAGCAUUUUUGUCUGUACAUCUUUAGAGCUGGAGUAACAGAUUUGGAAUCAUCAGCUCCCCCUUUUCUGAUGGUAAAAUAAAAUCAUGAAACUGA